Molecule: messenger RNA, 2057 nt
Organism: Capsicum annuum
Lineage: Eukaryota; Viridiplantae; Streptophyta; Magnoliopsida; Solanales; Solanaceae
Product: ATP-citrate synthase alpha chain protein 2
Exons: 12
Coding region: 610-1881 (423 amino acids)
Biological process (GO): tricarboxylic acid cycle; succinyl-CoA metabolic process
Cellular component (GO): succinate-CoA ligase complex
Molecular function (GO): succinate-CoA ligase (ADP-forming) activity
Source: RefSeq, a predicted model, not a curated record
ACUUCCCGCUAACAAACCAUCUUACUUUCUACCAUUUUUUUUCCAAAGAAAAAUUUAUUACUCCCCGUCCUAUACACUAUUUUACUUAACAUUAUAUUUAAUAAAAUAAAUAUUUUUUUUAUUUUAAUAAUAUUUUAAUUUAAACUUUUCAUAUAAUAUAGUUAAGAUCAUAAAAUUAAAAAAUAUUUUAAUAUGUUAGACAAAUCUUUAUAGAAGUACAAAUAUACUUUUUUUCCCUUAAAUUUCAUAUCAGUCAAAAUAUGUCAUGCUUUUUGAAACGAAGUGAGUAACACUUUUGAAACUUGUCUAGAUCAUUUCUAAAUAUUUAUGUAACUAUAAAUUAUUUCAUUAAAAAUUUAAAAAAAUUGUUGCUAAUUAUAUUUUAACGGAAUAAAAAAAAUUGAUAGGUAAAAUGAGACGGAGGAAAUAUUAAGUUUUGCAAUUUGUCCAUUAUUUAAUAGGCAUUAUUGAACUAUAAAUGUACGUAAUAGAAUUUCCCAAGAUUGUCAGUCUGUAUACAUUGAAUAAGUUUUUUGUGGGUUCUUGCUUUCAACGGUAAAGAUCUCAACUAUAUUUGAUCUGCGUAUUCAGAUCUAUUGAUAAAGAAAAAUGGCACGCAAGAAGAUCAGAGAGUAUGAUUCAAAGAGAUUGUUGAAAGAGCAUUUCAAGAGACUCGCAGGUUAUGAUUUGGCCAUUAAGUCUGCACAGGCAACAGAGUCUACUGACAUCAAUGAGCUAGCAGAUAAAGAGCCUUGGCUCCACUCAACAAAGUUGGUUGUAAAGCCUGAUAUGUUAUUUGGGAAGCGUGGAAAAAGCGGGCUAGUCGCCUUGAAUCUUGAUCUUGCUCAAGUUGCUACUUUUGUGAAGGAGCGCCUAGGCAAAGAGGUGGAGAUGGCCGGAUGCAAAGGUCCCAUCACAACCUUCAUUGUUGAGCCAUUCAUCCCUCACAAUGAAGAGUUUUAUCUUAAUAUUGUCUCAGACAGGCUUGGUUGCAGCGUAAGCUUUUCUGAAUGUGGAGGAAUUGACAUCGAAGAAAACUGGGAUAAGGUUAAGACUAUCUUUGUGCCUACAGGGACUUCUUUUACAUCAGAGAUAUGUGCUCCACUAGUUGCCACUCUACCAUUGGAGAUUAAGGGUGUCAUUGAGGAGUUCCUCAAAGUGAUUUACACUCUAUUUCAAGAUCUGGACUUCACUUUCCUAGAGAUGAAUCCUUUCACAUUGGUUGAAGGAAAGCCUUAUCCUCUGGAUAUGAGGGGAGAGCUUGAUGACACUGCUGCUUUCAAGAACUUCAAAAAGUGGGGAAAUAUUGAAUUUCCAUUGCCAUUUGGAAGGGUUAUGAGUGCUACAGAAAGCUUUAUUCACAGGCUUGAUGAAAAGACAAGUGCAUCUUUGAAAUUCACAGUCUUGAACCCCAAGGGGCGAAUUUGGACUAUGGUUGCUGGUGGAGGAGCUAGUGUCAUCUAUGCAGAUACUGUAGGUGAUCUUGGAUAUGCUUCUGAGCUUGGGAACUAUGCAGAGUACAGUGGUGCUCCCAAUGAAGAAGAGGUCUUGCAGUAUGCUAGAGUUGUAAUUGAUUGUGCCACUGCAAAUCCUGAUGGCCGUAAGAGAGCUCUUGUGAUCGGUGGUGGAAUAGCCAACUUCACUGACGUUGCUGCUACAUUUAGUGGUAUUAUUCGAGCUCUUAAGGAGAAGGAAUCAAAACUUAAAGCUGCAAGAAUGCACAUAUAUGUCAGAAGAGGAGGUCCAAACUUCCAAAAAGGUCUUGCAAAAAUGAGGUCUCUUGGCGAGGAAAUUGGCAUCCCAAUUGAGGUCUAUGGACCUGAGGAAACCAUGACUGGCAUCUGCAAACAGGCUAUUGAGUGCAUCACUGCAGCUGCAUAAAUUAACCAACCUCAUCCUCCACGCUGAACUUCUUUAGUUGUCUUUUUUUGCUUUGUGUUACCAUCAUGUUGUAUGCCAAGUAUGAGCAAUUUGUUUUGUAUCUUUGACAUUUCACAUAAAUGGACCAUGAACAAUGAGCUCCAGCAAUUAAUUUAGUUUUCCAAUUUCAACAUGAA